This is a messenger RNA of Aspergillus sclerotioniger CBS 115572, 2490 nucleotides long. RefSeq names its product class I SAM-dependent methyltransferase. The coding region runs from base 1 to 2490 and encodes 829 amino acids. NCBI's taxonomy places the organism in Eukaryota, Fungi, Ascomycota, Eurotiomycetes, Eurotiales, Aspergillaceae. The record is from RefSeq and is a predicted model, not a curated record. The transcript is spliced from 9 exons.
AUGUCGUUCACCAGUGUUUCCGGGCCCUUUUGGGGUCCAGUGGACUGGCUUCAUAUCUAUAUUGCUGGCACCGCCUUUUUGGUUUGCGGAUUCGUUGCACUAAUCAUAAUAUUGUCAUCGCAGAAGCGCAAGAUUGACUACAACAGCGGUGUUUUCACCUAUCUAAAAUUCAUCUACGCAACCUUCCUCAAGCCCCAUCAGAGCCAUGGAAAUGGCCAACAGGAUGCUCUCGAGAGCUUCUACAAGACUCAGGCUGGUGUGUAUGAUGCCACUCGCAAGCGUCUUUUGUGUGGUCGGGAGGAUAUGCUGGGCUUAGUUGCAGCCCAGCUGAAACACAAGGUCGAAAACAAGGAGCUCCAGUCCGGCAAGGCCAUCUGGGUUGAUAUUGGUGGAGGCACAGGAUACAACAUCGAAGCCAUGUCUGCCUUCCUCCCUGUCCAGGAAUUUUUCUCACACGUAUAUCUGGUCGACUUUUCACCCUCCCUCUGUGAGGUGGCCCGCAAACGUUUUGAAAGACUGGGAUGGAAAAAUGUCCGGGUCAUCUGCCAGGAUGCCCGUACUUUCCGCUUGCCCGAUGAUGACAAGGUUGAUCCCCGCAGCAAGAGCACCACCGGUGCCGACCUGGCGACUAUGAGUUAUAGCUUGUCUAUGAUCCCAGACUAUUACAGCGUCGUCGACGCCCUGCCCGCGCUCUUGAGAUCCUCCGGCAUUCUCGGGGUUUGCGAUUUCUAUGUCCAAAGCAUUGUCGACGUCUCCUCGCGUAACUAUACCGGUGGAGCGUUCAACCGUCAUGUGAACUGGCUUGGACGAGUCUUUUGGCGUGCCUGGUUCGACGUGGAUCGAGUCAGUCUGGAGGCAGCCCGUCGUGACUACCUGGAGUAUCGGUUCGGUACCGUCAUCUCAGCCAGCGAAAGAAACUACCUUUUGGGUGGCAUUCCUUACUAUAUCUUUGUCGGUUGCCAAAAGGAUUCAACCACCCACUCAGGUCGCGAGGCCAUUGAGAAGUUGAACGCCUCAUUCACAGAAUCACCGUAUCUCGCACCAGCCAACCACCGAAAGGAAAUGGAGACCGCUGUUGAGAACAGUACGCAAGAAAUCAGAUCCAAAGCUUAUGAAUCUGCUGUGGUCAACUUGAGCUCGAACUUGCCCCUCCCCUCAUCCUUCUACCAGAACCACAACCAUAGGAUUUUCUAUGAUGACUUACUGCCAAAGCACACGCAGUUCGGAAAUGAGUACAUAUAUGCCUUCAACUGGGAAGACCCUCGUGUCGACCAUCGCCUGCUAAAUAUCAAGCGUGACGAUGUCAUCCUGGCCAUCACAAGCGCCGGAGACAACAUCCUUGACUAUCUGCAGAAGAGCCCACGUCGGGUGCAUGCAGUUGACCUGAACCCGAACCAGAACCAUCUACUGGAGCUCAAGGUGGCCAGCUUUAUGGCCCUGGGUCACCGUGAUGUGUGGAAGAUAUUCGGUGAAGGAAAGCACUCUGAGUUUCGCAACCUUCUCAUCUCCCGACUGAGCCCACAUCUAUCCAGCCAAGCGUUCCAGUACUGGCUGGAGCACAGUCAUGUCUUCACUUCUUCUUCCGGCAAGGGACUCUACGAGACGGGCGGUUCGCGCCACGCUAUCAAGAUGGUUCGCUACCUAUUUAAGAUGUUUGGCCUGCAAGGUCAGGUGCAACAGCUCUGCGAAGCUCAGACCCUGGCAGAGCAGCGAAAAAUCUGGCCGCGGAUUCGCUCUGUCCUGUUGAGCAAGCCUCUUCACUGGGCUGUGGUGGGUACCGAAUGGUUUGCAUGGAAGGCCGCAGGCGUGCCCCGCAACCAACGCAAUAUGAUAGUCGACGACUUCUUCAAGAGAAACGGCUUGAAUAAGGAUAUGAAGCAGACGAAAGAUGUGAGCGGCCAGUCGAUCUGGGAGUAUGUGGUGGACACUCUGGACCCCUUGAUCCAGGAGACUAUGAUCAGCAACGAUAACUACUUUUACUUCCUGUCUUUGCAGGGGCAGUUCUCAAGGAGAUGCCAUCCUGCAUACCUCUCCCCCAAGGCCCACGUGAAGCUAUCCUCCCCCGGAGCCUUCGAUGGCCUCCGCAUCCACACCGACGAGAUCAACGAAGUGAUCAAGCGUAUUAAACCACACAGCCUGACCAUAGCCGUGGUCAUGGAUUCCAUGGACUGGUUCGACCCCGAAGGCAGCGAAGCAGCCGUCCAAGCACAGAAACUCAACCACGCCCUAAAGAUGGGCGGCCGGAUACUGCUCCGUUCUGCGAGUAUCGAUCCCUGGUACAUUCGUCAUUUCGAGCAGAAUGGCUUCUCCGCGCGCCGUGUGGGUGCCCGGUUCCCUGGCACCUGCAUUGAUCGCGUAAACAUGUACGCAUCAACCUGGAUCUGCACAAAGACCCAGGAACACGAACGCCCGACCCCCAGCCGCGCCAUGUCCGCCCUCUCAUUGGACAACUCCACCCAGAGAAACAGCGUAGAGCAUCUCGAGAUAUAG